Solanum stenotomum is the source of this 1200-nucleotide messenger RNA. RefSeq names its product binding partner of ACD11 1-like. The coding region runs from base 225 to 1070 and encodes 281 amino acids. The record is from RefSeq and is a predicted model, not a curated record. Lineage: Eukaryota; Viridiplantae; Streptophyta; Magnoliopsida; Solanales; Solanaceae. Gene Ontology annotation, molecular function: RNA binding. The transcript has 5 exons.
UUAGUUACAUAAGAGCAUUCAGUCGUGGCGUCAAUGUUGAACAAGUUCACCCGUCACCACCGUCAACGCCGUUAAUUCUCGCCGGCUCUCCAUUCUCUAAACUCCGUCAACCCUCAAUUCUUCCCCAUCUCCAAAAUCCUCAUAAAUCCUCUCUUCUCUCUACUCCAUUGCAUUUCAUUCUCUUCAACAUCUGAUUUUUUCCGAUCUCUCAUCGAACUGCUGCGAUGUCGGUGAAAACUGUUAAAGUUAGCAAUGUCUCCUUAGGGGCAUCAGAGCGUGAUAUCAAGGAAUUCUUUUCUUUCUCUGGUGAUAUUGAAUAUGUUGAGAUGCAAAGUGAUACUGAACGAAGUCAAAUAGCAUAUGUUACAUUCAAUGAUUCUCAGGGAGCUGACACUGCAGUUCUUCUUUCGGGUGCAACAAUAGUUGAUAUGUCUGUUACGGUGACUUUGGAUCCAGUUUACCAGCUUCCUCCUACUGCUUUUACAGCAUCAGUGCCAACGGGAAAGAAAAGUGCUGGUAAUUCAGAAUCUGCUUUUCAGAAAGCAGAAGACGUUGUUAGCAGCAUGCUCGCAAAAGGUUAUAUCUUAGGUAAAGAUGCUGUGGGCAAAGCAAAGUCUUUUGAUGAGAAACACCAGUUGACUUCAACUGCAACUGCUAAAGUGGCCUCUCUCGACAAAAAAAUUGGUCUCACUGAGAAGAUAAGCAUUGGUACUUCCAUUGUUAAUGACAAAGUUCGAGAAGUGGAUCAGAAACUCCAAGUUUCUGAUAAAGCAAAAUCAGCAUUUUCUGCAGCUGAGCAGAAAGUUAGUACCACUGGAUCGGCCAUUAUGAAAAACCGGUAUGUUCUCACCGGGACCACAUGGGUAGCAGGCGCUUUUAGUAAAGUUGCUAAGGCAGCAGGGGAAGUAGGCCAGAUGACAAAAGAGAAAGUCGGAAUGACAGAGGAUGAGCAAAGACAGAAAAUGGUUACUGAUUUUGCACAGGUUCAUUUAUCCGAGUCUCCGAUAGCUUCCGAGUUCACAGAGCAUCAGCCAGCCAAGCCUGCACCAGCACAAGGUUUAGUCCUUUGAGUUGAAGGCCCUUGUAAGUAUCUUUGAGAACUUCCACCUCGUGCUACAUUUCAUUUUGCAAUCCACUGGUUUAUAAAGAAAUGGCAAACAGUAUGUCCAAUACACCAAUUUAUAGAUGACUUAUUUUGUA